Messenger RNA from Cantharellus anzutake, 1526 nucleotides. RefSeq lists its product as uncharacterized. The coding region runs from base 214 to 1122 and encodes 302 amino acids. The transcript is spliced from 6 exons. The record is from RefSeq and is a predicted model, not a curated record. NCBI's taxonomy places the organism in Eukaryota, Fungi, Basidiomycota, Agaricomycetes, Cantharellales, Hydnaceae.
GGGUCCUGCUCACUGUAUUGUGCCAAUCACCAACCGUGAGUAUGGAGUCCAUUGCUCCCCUUCUCGAAGCCGCCAGUCUCUUACAACGAGAGGUGCGAAUAACUUCAUCCGUAUUUGACGUGUUGUUUGAACUUGACCUUUAAGCUCCCUCGCAUCAACUACUUGCUUGAUUUUGCAGAGCAAUUUGAUCGCUUUCGGAGAAGCCAGGAAGCUAUGGCUUCAGCCCUCGGGGCUCUUAUUGAAUCGCUUCAACAAUCAAUGAACUCGCAUCGCAGUCUGAAUGACCAGAUACUCCAGCAACAGAGCGUAAUCCUUGCUCGUCUCUCGAAUAUCGAGGAUUCUUUACAGAAUCUACAGGACCAGAGUGUGGUUGCCACUACAGACACAAAUUAUACUCAUUCUACACCUCAACGUCCAUCACCUCGUACGCCAAUGGCGUCCGUUCAUCCUGAGCGCCCAUUAAGCUCUAUUGUAAAUGGUGGCAGCGCGACGGGGGUUGGUGCUGCACAACAUGAAGCACUUGAAGCACCACAUACGCCUAGCCGAGGCCCAGUCGAUAUUGCGGCUGCGGCAUACCCCACCCCAACUCCCUCCUUGGCGAAUGGUGCCCAGGUUGACUCAGUCGGCCUGAGCGGUACAUUUGAGCUACCCUCCUCGCCGACUAAUUCUUCGUCCAUCUCAAGCGGCACUCACAGACCUGGCUCCUUCGCCUCGCAUUCUGGUCCUCAGCUGCCCGUUGAUUCCGAUAGCAAUACACCCCCACCCUACUCCGAAGGUAGCCAGGCCCAAACUCCAGAUCACGGAGGAUUUUCAGCAACACCACAACCAUCCACUCCGACCUCAAUUGCCCUUUCACAUGUGCAAUUGCCAUUCUCAUCUCUUCCCGAGCCCCAGCGCCUUGUGGUGGAGUGUGUACGGGAGUUGAUGCGCAAGGACACUAACGCACGAGGAGUCCACGUGAACGAUAUUAUUUGGGCGCUGAAGGACAGUGUCGGCGAGUGGACGGCUGAGUCUUUUCUUGACGCAUUUGACGUCGCUGAAGACCUCAGGUUGAUUGAGAGUCUUGAUGACGAUGCGGAGCGAUAUGUUGCCCUCCCCGAGGAAUUGCCCAGUCCAGCAUGACUUACGCCUCUAAUCUGUCGCCAUUUGUAUGCUUUAUGUCAUUUAUCUUACCUAGGAACAUCAGCAUCAGCCAUUUUCAUCCAUACCAACGUCCGCUCCUCGACUCAGACGUUGUAGCACCAGAGUUGUGGAUAGCACUUAUUCAAAAAUUUGCUUGCGCUGCUUGUAAACGAUUUUUAUUUUGGGUGCCUGGCAACAGCCGCUUGUAACGCCGACAUUACAACGACAGGGCUAAAGCCAGAGUCUAUUCUUGAUAUUUAAUGCAUUCACAGCGGGCAAAGUGGAUGCUAGAAGAGUAGAUCGCUGACCAGUGGCAUCAGCUGUACUAGGCUGGCGAGCCCCGGUGUUUUUAGAGGGUGAUUGAUCGGAUCAUGUCACGGAGAGCCAACUCCACCCGUCCCGUU